UAUAAUUUUUUUAAUCAGUCACAAAAAAUGGAGAGUUUCAGCUGCAAUUGUUUCGUUUUCAAUUUUAUUCAAUUUCAACACGGUUAACCGUAUGUUUUAAUAUAACUAUUGUUUUUUAAUUAGUUUUUAGUUAAACAAGAAGAAUGCAGUCAUAAAACCGGCGUUCUGUUUCGGUUUGCAAAUUAAAUUUCUGAAGAAAAAAAAUUAAUGCAAUGAUAACAGUGUUUAUUGUCUUGGGUCACAACGUGUGAACGUCAGGGAAUUAUAAUAAAUUUUGGCGUACAAUGAGCUAAAAUUGGCCAAUUUUCGUUGAGGAAUAUAUACAAUUAGGUGCCAUGCAGAAAAGGGACCGGGAGAAGGAACAAAACGGUAAGGAUGACAAGCGCGGUGGAAAAUCCACCGGAUCGAGGGCAAUGCAUUCAGCAGUUGCCGGACGUCAUGGCUUGUCAUCAUCAGCCAACUCUAGUGUACUCAUGGUUGGUCCAAAUUUCCGUGUUGGCAAAAAGAUUGGCUGUGGAAAUUUCGGGGAACUAAGACUUGGAAAAAACUUAUACACAAAUGAACAUGUGGCAAUAAAAAUGGAGCCAAUGAAGUCUAAAGCGCCUCAAUUACAUUUGGAAUAUCGCUUUUAUAAAUUACUUGGAUCUCACGCUCCUGCUUUCUUCUCAGACGGCAUACCAGAAGUAUUUUUUUUUGGUCCAUGUGGCAAGUAUAAUGCUUUAGUCAUGGAACUCCUUGGUCCCAGUCUUGAGGACUUAUUUGAUAUGUGUGGGCGUGAGUUUUCGCUCAAAACUGUUCUCAUGAUUGCCACCCAAUUGUUGCACAGGAUAGAAUAUGUCCAUGGCCGACAUCUUAUAUAUAGAGAUGUUAAACCAGAAAACUUUCUUAUUGGUCGUACUUCAACAAAAAAGGAUAAAACUAUUCAUAUUAUAGAUUUUGGUUUAGCUAAAGAAUACAUAGAUUUAGAAACAAAUAAACAUAUACCAUACCGGGAACAUAAAAGUUUAACUGGUACAGCAAGAUAUAUGAGCAUAAACACACAUUUAGGAAAAGAACAAAGUCGGCGAGAUGAUUUAGAAGCUCUUGGGCAUAUGUUUAUGUACUUUUUACGAGGCUCAUUACCAUGGCAAGGCUUAAAAGCUGAUACUCUUAAAGAAAGAUAUCAAAAAAUUGGUGAUACAAAACGAGCCACUCCUAUAGAAGUUUUGUGUGAUGGAUAUCCCGAGGAAAUGGCUCAGUAUUUACGUUACGUUAGACGAUUGGAUUUUUUUGAGACACCAGACUAUGAAUAUUUGCGUACAUUAUUCAAAAAUUUGUUUGAGAAAAAAGGUUAUGUUAAUGACUCUGAAUUUGAUUGGACGGGCAAAACAAUGAAACGUGGCUUGUUUAACAUACUUCGCGUUAUACGCAACAUAACCAAUGAAAGUCCUCAAACAUCUGAAAGCAAUUUGUGCACGUUAGUUGGUUCCAUACAGUCCAGUCAAGAAGUUAUUUUAUCACCAAACAGAGAAAGACAAGUUGCAGGCAGCAAGUCUGGAACAAAAGGUUGGCAAGAUGGUUCUAAGCUUCCAGGUCACACACUAGGAAACUUAACCCCUGCUGAUCGUCAUGGAAGUGUUCAAGUGGUAAGCUCGACUAAUGGUGAAUUGGCAAAUGAUGAUCCAACUGCUGGCCAUUCCAAUACUCCUAUUACAGCACAAGCUGAAACGGAAAUUGUUGAUGACACUAAAUGUUGUUGUUUUUUUAAACGUAAAAAGAAGAAAACUCCUCGUCCUAAGUGACUAACAGUGGUUAAAUGCAGCUCUGAACGAGAAGCUGUCACGCUGUUACGCGCCACCUCGCACUCUAACUCGCGUGACAGUGCCCUAAAUGUUCCCGUUCCGACCAUUACGUGAGAUUGCAUUAUCCAAAAUAUUAAAUAUUAUUUUGUAUUUAAUUUUGAAACAUCUCUUUCCUUUUUUUUUUUUUUUUGUAAUUAAAUUAAUAGGUUACAAUAUAUUUAUAUCUUAAAAAGAAAAAAAUCAUACUAAAAUAACAUAUAAUAGACUGUUAGCAUUUGGUCACCUGUGCAUUCCGUCAACGAUCAAUAAAAAUAUAUGAUGCCAAGAUGCUUCAAUUGUUGACACUAGUCUUGACAUUAGACAGUAAGACAGUAUAAUAUUCAUUUAUUGCUUUUUUAUUUGUAAAAAAUUAUAUAUAUAAAUGUACAUGAUGAAGAAUUAUCAAGUACAUUCACGUUCUCUUGUUCAAAAGAAAAAAGGACUCAGAAGUAUAGAUUUUAUUUGAUUGGUUUGCUUAUUAAACAAAAAUUUUUAAUUAUUUAUGUCAAAAAAAUAUUUAUACUUAAGUUACCUAAGUAGUAAUUUUUUAUAAUAUAUAAAAAUAAAUGCGCCCUACAUUAGUUCCUGUAAAUAAUUAAAUAAAAUUCCGUUUCAAUUAACUUUUAUAUUAAAAACAAAUAUAUGUAAAUCUAUUUAUGUUAAUUUCUAUUAAGUUUUGGUUCAGGAACACAUCAAUCAAUACCUCACUUACUUUUUCCUAUAACUGCCCAUAAAGAGCUUAAGUAUAUUUUUUUUAAUUAAAAUUUUUUUCUGAGUUCAAGCACUUGGUUCGUCCAGAUUGUAUAAUAAAAUUAUUAUACUAUUUAUUUAAUUAUUAUUAUUAUUAUUAUUAUUAUUAUUAUUAUUAUAUUAUUAUUAUUUUGUUACUCAGAAUAUAUUUAUGACUUGGGUGAGAUUACUGCUCUGUUAAAAUUCAAUCUAAAUAUGUACUUUCUAUUUUUAUUAUUUUUUAAAAUUUAAUAUAACCGUUAAUUUUAAAUAUUUUUCAAUAUUAAUUUGAUGUAAUAUUGAAUAAGAUAUUGUUAUUUAUGUCCCAAAUAAAAAUGAUACAAAUUUUUGGUUGUUUUGUAUUAUUAUUGAAUUAAGUGUAUAAUUUGAAUUAACUGUAAACUUAAUUAUCAAAAUAUAAUUAUGUGAAUGUUUUAUUCUCAUGCUAAUCUCAUCAUUUGACAUUCAGAUUUUUUUUUUUUUUUAAGAUAUUUAUUAUUAUUUAAUAAAUUAAGUACACAUUUAAAUUAUGGUUUAUUAUCGAACAAUUUUAUUCCAAUAAUAGUUCAUAAACAGUUGAUGAGUAAUUUCAUCCAAGAGUUCUAUGAAUAAAUGUUAAAUAUUUCAACCUGGUUUUACUAGUGUGAAAUAUACAAUAACCGAAUGGGUUAAUAGUUAUUUACCGCAUUUUGGAAAAUAAACUGAUUUUAGAAGUUAAACUAAAAGCUUCAAUUAACGUAAGCAUAUGCAUUCAAUUAUCUACAAUUCACAAAAUGUUUAAUAAAAUAAUUGCUUGUGAUGUACAAAAUACUUAUGUAAUAUAAAUAUAUUAUAUAACA
Messenger RNA from Aphis gossypii (cotton aphid), 3388 nucleotides. RefSeq names its product casein kinase I (gene gish). The record is from RefSeq and is a predicted model, not a curated record. The transcript has 13 exons. Lineage: Eukaryota; Metazoa; Arthropoda; Insecta; Hemiptera; Aphididae. The coding region runs from base 336 to 1781 and encodes 481 amino acids. Gene Ontology annotation, molecular function: ATP binding; protein serine/threonine kinase activity. Gene Ontology annotation, biological process: signal transduction; peptidyl-serine phosphorylation; endocytosis. Gene Ontology annotation, cellular component: plasma membrane; cytoplasm; nucleus.